Messenger RNA from Amphiprion ocellaris (clown anemonefish), 7298 nucleotides. RefSeq names its product solute carrier family 23 member 2 (gene slc23a2). Lineage: Eukaryota; Metazoa; Chordata; Actinopteri; Pomacentridae. The record is from RefSeq and is a predicted model, not a curated record. Gene Ontology annotation, cellular component: membrane. Gene Ontology annotation, molecular function: transmembrane transporter activity. Gene Ontology annotation, biological process: L-ascorbic acid metabolic process; transmembrane transport. The coding region runs from base 313 to 2469 and encodes 718 amino acids. The transcript has 16 exons.
UGAGCAUGCGCGGCUGGAGAACGUCAACCCCCGUGGCUUUAUGAAACACGAAAUCCCUCCAUGGGCAGCGCGUACGGCAGUUGUGUCAAAGCGCGUUUGUCGAAGAGAAGGAGCUCGUCUCGGAGGAAACCGGGCCUGAAGACGGUCUCGCCUGUCCCUCACCGCUGUCCGCCGUUUAUGUGACCGACCCUCUGCCUUCAACCGCUCCUCUGUUCGGCUCGCGCUUCAACAACACAGAGCACGGGGACGAGCCAACGGUCGUAACGUUAGCCGAGAAGGGAAGUGGACUCCGUCUUCUAUUUCAUCAGGCAAAUGCUCCCAGCCGCCCAGCUUGACAGGAGUGAUGGGAUGUGUCAACUAGCAGGUGAGGCAGUCCUGGACAAUGUAAUCGGACUGACGGAUUCAUCUGCAGUGUUCACACCGGAGCAAGAUAAAGGAGGGACCGAGAUAGACGAGGAAGACAUCACAGACACAAGGAUGGGUGUGGGGAAGAAUACCACCCCGAAGUCAAUGGACAGCACCAGUGAGGGUGGAAAAUAUGAAGAGGAGAGCAAACAUGGUGCAGAUUUCUACCCUAUUCCGGUGGUUGUAAAUGGAGUUGGCAGCGCCAGUGGAGACCAAGAUACUGAGAACACAGAGCUGAUGGCCAUCUACACUAAGGAUAACCAAGUAGCAGAAAAGAGCUCAAUGUCUGAGACGCUGGACAGCACAGACAGUGUGGACGCAAGGAGGAAUGAUAUGAUCUACACCAUCGAAGACACCCCACCCUGGUACCUGUGUGUCUUCUUAGGCUUACAGCACUACCUGACAUGUUUCAGUGGAACUAUCGCCGUGCCGUUCCUUCUCGCUGAGGCGAUGUGCGUCGGCUUCGAUCAGUGGGCCACCAGUCAGCUGAUAGGGACCAUCUUCUUCUGUGUGGGGAUCACCACCCUGCUACAAACCACACUGGGCUGCAGGUUGCCUCUUUUCCAGGCCAGCGCUUUCGCAUUCCUCGCACCAGCUAGAGCAAUCUUGUCACUCGAGAAAUGGAACUGCAACAACACAGUGGUUCCAGUACUGAACAGCACAGAGCUCUUCCACACAGAGCACAUCUGGCACCCCAGGAUACGAGAGAUCCAAGGGGCGAUCAUCGUGUCGUCCCUGGUUGAAGUGUGCAUCGGAGCACUGGGUCUGCCUGGGAUCCUGCUGAAGUACAUCGGACCUCUGACCAUCACCCCAACUGUGACCCUCAUCGGCUUGUCUGGUUUCCAAGCUGCAGGGGAGAGGGCCGGAAAACACUGGGGCAUUGCUAUGCUGACUAUCUUCUUGGUGCUGCUCUUCUCUCAAUAUGCCCGAAACGUUCACUUCCCUCUGCCAGUCUACAAAGCCAAGAAAGGCUGGACCUCUUACAGGCUGCAGGUCUUUAAAAUGUUUCCUAUCAUAAUGGCCAUCCUGGUGUCAUGGCUGCUGUGUUUCAUUUUUACUGUGACUGACGUUUUCCCGCCGGAGAAGGACAAGUACGGUUUCUACGCUCGGACAGAUGCACGUCAAGGAAUCCUGGCAGCUGCACCAUGGUUCAAAAUCCCCUAUCCAUUUCAGUGGGGAACUCCGUCUGUAACAGCAGCAGGCGUCAUCGGCAUGAUGAGUGCUGUGGUGGCCAGCAUCAUCGAGUCCAUCGGAGACUACUACGCCUGCGCUCGCCUUUCCUGUGCUCCCCCACCUCCCAUCCAUGCAAUCAAUCGGGGGAUAUUUAUCGAGGGUCUUUCCUGUGUGCUGGAUGGUCUUUUCGGGACAGGAAAUGGCUCCACGUCGUCCAGUCCAAACAUAGGUGUCCUGGGCAUCACUAAGGUGGGAAGCAGACGUGUGAUCCAGUAUGGAGCUGCCAUGAUGCUGCUGCUGGGGCUUGUGGGUAAAUUCAGUGCCCUAUUUGCCUCCCUGCCUGACCCUGUCCUGGGAGCUCUGUUCUGCACCUUGUUCGGGAUGAUUACAGCAGUGGGACUGUCCAACCUGCAGUUUGUCGACCUCAACUCCUCCAGGAACCUCUUUGUCUUGGGCUUCUCCAUCUUCUUUGGUCUGAUGCUGCCAAGCUACCUCAAACAGAACCCGCUGGUCACCGGCAUAGUUGAAAUUGACCAAGUGCUGAACGUGCUCCUCACCACUGCCAUGUUUGUCGGAGGGUCUGUCGCCUUUAUUUUGGACAAUACUAUCCCUGGUUCCCCUGAAGAACGAGGCAUCAGGAAGCUGAAACGCGGUUCUGGUCUCAGUGCAGCAGAACUGGAAGGGAUGAGAUCUUACGAUCUGCCGUUUGGAAUGGACUUCAUCCGCAGAUACCCAAUCUUCAAGUACAUCCCUAUCAGCCCUGCAUUCACAGGCUACCAGUGGGGGAGGCUAAAGGAGUGCGGCAGGAGCAGAAUGGGACACGGGGAUGUGGUGAAGGGAGGAGGAAUGGGAGGGGAGGGAGGCACGGCACCAGGGGAGAGUCGGGUAUAGCCAACGGGCUGGAGAAAUCCUAAAUGUUGCUGAAUUUGGGGAGCAAGGGAUGGUACACUAAGAUGAAAUGAUUGGAGAGUGGAGGACAGAAGCAGCGCUGGAUUGUGUGGAAGAAAAUGUGAUGCACCCACCCCCUGUCAGUAUGUGUUUUCUUUAGCUUGUGUCGGUCUUUUCCCACUUUCCACUAUGCUAUUUUCAGCAUGCUAUAGCAAGUCAAAGCAUGCUAUAAAAGAUGUCACCGUGCUGAGGCUGGUCGGUGUGCGUGCAUGUGUGUACAGUAUGCAGUAACAGAUAACGGGUUCGUGCAUUAAUUUACUUGCACUUCAAUCCAGAGGGAGACAGAUGAACGUCAGUCGAAGCCGAUCGUCUGAUGAGUUGCUGACUCGUAAUCGCUGCUAACUUGUACUGCCCAAGUCAUUUUUAUAAAACAUAUUCUACUAAAAGCACAGUAGAAUGGAUUAUGUCAAUUGAGGAUCAUGUCAUGAGUCGUUCGCCUCUAGACUUGUUAUGCAACCACGUUAGAGAAACACGCAGACACACACACCGACAGCCUCACCAGCUUGAGCUCUGCAAUGCACGACAGGGGUCAUAUAGAUUGAUGGAAGUAGUUUGUUAGGUGCCCUUAGCCACGCAAAGUGAUUGUGAGAUUUAUUUUUGCACUAUCUGCCUCCUGAAUUGAAAACCAGAAUGUCACUUCACGGCCGCUCCCUGAUUUCUUCAGUUAAAGCUCCGCAGAGACCCACUUAGCAGCACAUCACGUUUCAUGUUAGACAACCUCACAUCUCUGUGUUUUCACGUAGGAGAGACCUAAUAUUCACAACACCUCCACGUGAUUGGGCAAAAAAAACUCACUAAUGUGUCAGUUUACAUCUUAGUAUUAAGCAUUGGUUACUAACUAGACCAAAACUCUACCCUUCCUGAACACACUCUUGUCUCAUUUAGCUAUCGAAUGGGGCUUGUUUGACUUCACUUUGGAGCUAAAUUAAUUAUUUAAGAGUUUUAUGUAUAUUCAACAGCCUUUAUUUGCUUUACAUGUUGGCACUUACAUAAUGACACAAGCUUUUCAUAAUGCAUGUGCUGCCGUGCUGACAGCGGUGCAUUUGCAAAAGCUACAGUAACGCACAAAGCAUGAUGGACACGUGGCCUUUGUCAGGGAGACUUUGUGUACAUAAAUACUGGGCUUAAAACAGAUACACAAUGACAGGAGAAUUAAAUGUUCUUUGUCCAGUGACAGCAGAGAUCUGUGGUCCUCUCCCAGUUUUGAGGGGUCACUUGUUCUCUGUUUUUAGCAGUAAUGUGAGUUAAAGUAGGAUUUACAAAGGCAGCACCAUAAAUAAUGCACACCCAUCCAAACCCCUUUUUUCUAUCAGUGCGGCAGCAUAAUCGUAACAAGAAGUAAGGAGGGUUUUUUUUGGAGUGUUUAAAUGUAAUACGAGGAGUUCCUUUGUUUUGUUCUCUACACUGACUCACACUAAUGUGUUCUUGCAUCAGCCGAUCAUGUCUGCUGCUGACAGUUGUCACAUAUUUGAUGGUGUUGAUGACUUUCCCUCGCAUUCCUCCUCCCAUCCUCAGUCAUCUCCUCUCACUCUCAUCCCUCUGCAAUUCGUUUACUGGAGGUAUUUGUUACUGCUCAUGUCUGUCGUAUUUCAAGCUGUGGCAGCUGGUUCGGCGGAGUGACGCACAGCUUCAGAGCAUCAGCAGCCUAAAACGCUGAAGAGUGAAUCUUUUAUUUGACCACACUGUGUGCCUCUGCUGCUUUAAUUGAAAAGCAGCAGUUUAAAAGUUACCAUAGAAGAGUUUGCAACAGUAUAAUCAAGGAAAAUUGUAGAAACAAAGAGCCGCACAACUGCUAAAUAUUUAGCCCAGCUGAGACUUUUACUAAACCAAAAUGCUUAAAAGCUCUUUUUUUUUUCUUCUGACUUUUCUGUGUCCUCAUAUACCAAAACUUUUCUUUAAGCUUGGCUUUUGUUGCUACUGAGAAACUUUAGUUUGGAAAUUAGUCUCACCCCAAAUUUCUCCCUUUUUAUCUCUUUUGUUGAAGCUAUUUAUUUAUUUAUGAGAAGAAAGUUGUUUAAUGAUUGCUAGAAGCAGGUUUAUGUGUCUCUUGCACAAUGUUGAAAGUAUAUUUAUUAUUUUACUCAUUUAUGCCCUGUUAAAACAAGUGUGGCAGUUAUCUAGCCGCUGCUCCUGCAUUCGGCCUCAGCUGCAGUUGGUGCUUUUAGAAACUCACCUGGUGAUGACAGCUUUUAAAAGUAGUUACUGUUGUACGAUGUAAGCUGCUUCAAUUUCAUUCCAUUAAUAUCGUGUUGUUUUUAAAGCAAGAGAAAAAAACACUUACAGAUGUUGAACUGGAUAGUUUAGUCAAAUCUCCAUUUCAGGGCCUUUUUACUACAAGUACUGUUUGCACAUGUAAAGGUGCCAAGAAGAUCAGGGUCUGAGUGAGUAAUGCUCAUUAACCUGGAACCCUAAAAUGUCACUAUUGUGCUUUUCCAGUUUUAUAGUCAAGUAAGAACAUUUUUUUUGUUGUUUAAUGGCCUGAAGACGAGUGGCUAAAAUGCUUUGUGACUGUAUAUUGUUGACCAUUAGUAUCUCAGAGUAUGUCAAGCUUUAGCUGCAUUAUGACUUCCCCACUGAGACUCUUAUGAUUCGGUCACAUUUAACAUUUUCUCACCUUUUAUCCAGCAGUAAAUUGCAUCUUUAAAAGUAUUUUUUCUACAUAUGUAAUAUUACAGAUGUUUGCUCAGGACAAACCCAAGGUUCAAAUCCAAUAUUUCCACAGACUAUGGUGUAGGACUGAGUAAUUAAUCGUAAAUCACAGAUAGAAACAAUGCAGAUGAGGAUAUGUAUUCAUGCAGGGUGUGUAAACCAACAUUUCUACUGUUGGGUCAACGAUUUUACAAAUUCAUGGCGUACUCCUUGAGUGACCAUUAGCUUUUGACAGUAGCUCAUGAUUUCAAAACUGUUACUGAGUUUAUAUUGAACUGAAGCUUCACUUUUAAAUAAAUGUACUGAAAAUCUGAUUGCAGUCACAAUAUCUGUCAGAAAAAAAUGCAAUUAGAUGUUUUUCCAAAAUCAUUUAGCCCAUAUUGUUAUGAUUUUAGCGAAGCCUGUAGUACUAUACUGACAGACCAGCAUUAAACCAAUCUUUGUAUCCUGAACAGGAGCUUAAGUGAGAUGUUAAAUCUGCUUUCAUCAUAUUUACCACUAAUGUUACCAAAAUAGUCCUAAAAUUUUCUUUUUUGUCAUGUAGAGUCGCAGAUUUUUAAUUUUUUAUUAUGCCUUUAUUAGGUAGUGGAGAAAGGAGCUCAUACUAGAUUUCAGUUAAUGCCGGAAUUUUUACUUACAUCUAUCAAAACGCAAUAUGCAAUAUAGUAAAAUGCAAACAUUUGCAUUGGUUCUAGAGCUGAAAUCCCUAAUCAGGUCACAAAAUGCAGUAUUUAUGUGGAAAUGUUGGAUUUAAAUGUUGGUCCCACCCCAUUUAAUGAUCAUCCUGGGUAGAUGGUGAGAAACAUACGGAGCGCUCAAGUCACAAAAGAGGCUAUUUGGAGACCACUGAUGUGUUAAAAAAAAAUGUAUAUAAAUCUAAAAUGUCAUUGUCUAAAGUUGGCUGUGCUCAGGAUCUGGAUAGCUGUAAAUACAGAGCAGCGUUGGUAAAAUGAGCGGCGUCGUUGCUGGCGCGCCGGCUGAUGUUUUGACCUCCCUGCCUUCACUGCGACCUUCCUCCAGGACCCGGCGAUGAUCGAGUAGACGUCAGACAGCAGCCGCAGUCGGUUUGGCACCUGUCCCAGUGGAUUCUUCAGUACAUGCACACAUGAUGAUCACAUGCAACGACGUUUUCUGUGUCAUAUCAUGUUCAUCCAACCAGCACUUACUUCUCCCAUCACACAGUCUCUCCUCUCUCCACACAAACUCUCUAUCUCCCCUUCCCUGCAGUGAAAAUAUAUUGGUGUCCUCUCAUAUUUAGUGUACCUGGUUUUCUCACCGGGAAUUCCUACUGUUGAUGUGUUCUGGAUGCGGGAGGAGACACCGGCUGGCUGCCUCAUUAAGAGCCUUGUUGGAGUUUUGGCAGCUGAGUGAACCUGCCUCAUCACUUAACCUCAAGAUGAACAUCAGAUAUCUCUGUGCCUAAAGGCAGCCUCUACUUGAUUUUAACAUUUACCCUCCAGUUUUUAUCGUACUUUAUUAUUUCAGCAUUCUGUACUCAUUGUAGUUGUUACAGAAUCAGUCGAGUUACAGUUAAAACUGUUGGUUUUUUUUGGCUUCACGUCAGUUUAACCAACAGAUGGCUCUUAAGAAGGCGGCCUUAAGGUGUGUAACACAAAGACAUCAAUCCCUUUCAGUUAUUUUGAAGGGGGCGCUACCUGAAGCAUAUACUUCUGUGUAUUAAGUGUUUUAUCUUUUUCAAUGUUUUUGUUUUUUAUACAUUGUUUUUAUGUUUUUGCAAGCAGAUAUUUGUAAGAAACAAAAUCAUACCUUUUAAUCUUAAAUCAUGCUGGAAAGCGCACCAUCUUGUACUUUUUAUUUAAAAAGUAAAUACAUUUUGAUCCCAUUUUGAAUCUGUGUUUUGGUGGAAUCCUUUUGUUGGUUAGGACCUUUUACAUAUUGUAUUUUUUUACUCUAACGUUGCUUUCUGUCCAUGUUAACACAUUAUUAGUACAAAUCAAAGAACAAGCUGAAAACUUUAAACAGAUGUUUAAAAAAAAAAGUGUAUAUUUAAUGGAGUACAGUUUGCUAAACAUUCUGGAAGAUAAAUUGUGUAAACUAAUUGUAGCAACAAAAUGUUUUAUUCUCUGUUCCUAAAACUAUUUAAUAAGAUGUUACAGAAUUCA